CUCGGCAAUCUAUUUGCUGCGGAAUAGACAAACCGAUAUGGCGUCUGCUUUCAAGAACCAUGCGGCUCGCAUGGCUGGCGGGGUCAAACAAUUUAAACCUUCAUUUCCCGAAAAAUUGAAAGGCGGAAGAAUAGAGAAGAUUGCCGAUUACUUCAACAUGAUCUUUCAAGACUACAAAACAGUUGUUGUUGAGACUAUUCAAGACAUUAAGAAGUAUCCAAUGAAGUCUUCGAUUUACAUUUCAACACUUGCAGGACUUGGACUAUUGUACAAAACUAACCCCUCAGAGACGAGUUUCAGAACACGGCUCAUUCACAGCUCACAAGAUUUACUGCUUGUAGGUGAACCUAUUAGAAACCCAACCUCUGACAACCAUAUCCAGGAUCUCGCUUUAACACUGAAAGAUGGUAAACUGAGGUUUACAAGUUUAGGAAUAUUAACACUGGUCUGGAGGACACAACAUAGCCACUGGUCUGGACUUUAUGAUGCCCAAUGCAAACAGUUGAAGCCACAGUGGUCAGAGUUUCAUAAACAUGUUGUGGAUGUGGGUGUGCUGGGCAAAUGGAUAUAUCUGGAUAAAGCUAUGAUUGACUAUGACAUCAACCCUGAAGAGUGGGAUGAGGAUGGGAGGAGUAAGCAUGUGUGAAUAUAAUCACUGUGUAUACUCUUUACUGCAACCAUAUGCGUGGUUUGUUUUGUGAAAAUAUUUCAUGAAAUUCACAAAGUAUGAUUUGAAAAUUACUGAAAUACCUGAAAGUUGAGGUGAUUGAUGGUGAUGAUCAAAUCCUUCUUAUUGUUUUCGUACACCAUAGAAACAGUCUAGUAGGACUUGUGAUCAAUUCAGAAGAUUAAUUUAUACCAACAAGAUGUAAUCUGACACCUGCUAAUCAAAAGCCAUGUCU
Molecule: messenger RNA, 902 nt
Organism: Haliotis rubra (blacklip abalone)
Lineage: Eukaryota; Metazoa; Mollusca; Gastropoda; Lepetellida; Haliotidae
Product: mitochondrial import inner membrane translocase subunit Tim29-like
Exons: 2
Coding region: 38-646 (202 amino acids)
Biological process (GO): protein insertion into mitochondrial inner membrane
Cellular component (GO): TIM22 mitochondrial import inner membrane insertion complex
Source: RefSeq, a predicted model, not a curated record